Molecule: messenger RNA, 1026 nt
Organism: Mixia osmundae IAM 14324
Lineage: Eukaryota; Fungi; Basidiomycota; Mixiomycetes; Mixiales; Mixiaceae
Exons: 7
Coding region: 1-1026 (341 amino acids)
Source: RefSeq, a predicted model, not a curated record
AUGCCGACGAUUAACUUGGAGACCUUUACAACUAUCGAUUUAUCGCUCGACGAGAUUGUAGAAGACACACAUACUUGCGCUGCCCGAGGCACUGGUCGCGUCAAGAUCGAUAGCCUCACGAUUUGGGCAGUCGAUGAAGCAGAUGCCAUGAAGCCGUAUGACCUCAAGCUGGCCCUUCUCGAGCGGGGGCAGUCUACUUUCGGAUCCAAGAAAGCCCUCUUCUCGCGCCUGCUCUCGUUCGUUGCUGAUGACGCCGCCCGUCGAACCUCGCCUCUACAAAGCAAUGAGCAUCUGACCUGGCGCUAUAUUGCAUUACACUGGUAUCGCCAGCGCUGUGCUAUAUGUCAGAAGUUCGUGGAAGAGAACUGGGAGGCUGUAGCGCUUCCCCAUCAGCAAGCGCAUGGCUUUCCUCGUACUGCAAUAGUGACUUGUCCACCCUUGCCUCUAGACUACGCGCGGAGCGAAGCCGAUCUUUUCUCAACAACACAUCAACAACAAAUGAAAGCCUACCUGCUUGCUCUUCUAUGUGCCGCGCUACUAUCGUCGUCCAUUCGAGGCGAGCCACAUACAAAGGAUUAUCAACUUUCCGCAGCAGAUCAGGGCUACUGCGACGUCCACCUGCAGAACGGCGAGACUGAGUUUGUCUCGUUGGAGUCAGUCGUCCACGAGCCGAGCAUUCAGGCUAUCACCUCUUGGUACGGAGGAGACGAUGUCAGAGCAGAAUUCAGUAAUCCGGUCGACAUGCCCUUCUCGAUGUCAGGUAAUGUGCAUGUCAAGAGACCUCAUGCCAGUAUCGAUCUACUUCUCGAAGCCUUGCAGCGCCCUGCUCGCGCUCAAUACACAUUCUGCUGCAGCACGGUCAUCAAAUUUGCGCUCGAGGCAGGAGCGGCAGAUGCGAGUCUCAAGCUGCUAGAGUGGGAACUCGGUCUAUCAUGUGAGUACACGGUCUGCAACACAAUAACGCUCGAGGUUCGCGAUUCGAACUCUGGCAUUGUGGCUUCCAAUCUGAACGCCAAGUCCAAAUGA